GAAAGGAGAAGGAGAGCAAAUAGGCCAGGCCCAAAACCCUGCCAAACCCAGUACCUCAGUCCUCGGUUCCCCACCAUGGCGUCCCUCCUCCUACACCGCCGCCACGGUGCGCACCCACGCGCCGCCGCCGCGGCCUGCGCUCGCCUCCUCCGCGCCUUCUCCGCGCUCCCCGACAUCGAUCCCUCGGCGUCCUCCACCGCAAGCCCUAGCCCGGCCGCGCCCACCUCCACCUCCGCCCGCGCCUCCGUGCUCGACCUCCAGCUCGCCGUCCGCGCCGAGUCUGACCCAGCCCGCAUCCACUCCCUCGUCGCCUCCGCGCUCUCCAGCCAUGACAUGCCGCGCCUCCACACCUCGCGCCAGCUCUUUUCCCUGGCCACUUCCCGCUUGAUCCGCCUCCGGCGCGCCGACCUCGCCGCCUCGCUCCUCGACCUCCUCCUUGCCUCCACCCCGCCCUCCCCGGGUCUCCUAGCGCGGGCACUCUCCCUCUACCCGGGACCCGACGACGCGCUCCGGGCCUUCUCCUCGUCUCCCCCCGCCGCCCGCUCCGACGUCUCCCUCUCGGCGCUCCUUUCGGCGUUCCUCCGCGCCGGCCGCCUCGAUGACAUCAAGUCCACCAUUACCCUGGCGGAAUCCUCCCACGGGGUCGCGCCCGGCCGCGCCUCCCACAAUGUGCUGCUCCAUGCAUUGGUCAAGAAUUCUGAGCUUGCUGCUGCCCGGAAGCUGCUCGACGAAAUGGCCAACAAGAAGUUGAAGCACCGCCCUGCCCCAGACAUCAUAUCCUACAACACUGUCCUCGCUGGUUACUCCGUGCAGGAUGAUGAGGAUGAGUUUGGGAAGCUUUUGAAGGAGAUCAGCUUGAGCAACCUGGAGCCAAAUGUUGUCACUUACAACUGCCGGAUACAGUGGUUCUCCAAGAAAGGCGAGACAGUCAAGGGGGAGGAGCUGCUUGAUGUGAUGGAAUCAAAGGAGAUAGCGCCAAAUUACGUUACCUACAAUGCUCUCGUGCAGGGGUACUGCAAGGAGGGAAAUGUUGGGGCAGCUAUGCGUGUGUUCAAGAGGAUGAAAGUGAUGAAGAGGCGGGAGGGAAGGAGUGACUUGGGUGUUUCUGCACAUUCACAGGUAUAUGUGGUGCUGUUUAGGAGUUUGGUGGAGAAAGAGAAGCUUAAUGACGCGCUGUGGAUUUGUAAGAGCUGCUUUGCAAUGAAGGCAGCACCACCGUUUGAGGCUGUUAAAGGUUUGGUUGAGGGUUUGGUGAAGGCAGGCAGGUCAACAGAGGCCAAGGAUGUUGUUGCCAAGAUGGAGUUUCUUGUGAAAGGCGAUGCCAAACUUGCUUGGGGGAAGGUUGUUGGUGAGCUUUCUUUUGAAGAGGGAUCACCGAAUUUGAAUCCAUGAUUUGCUAGAGGCAUCUGUGUUACUUCUCAUUAAUUCAUGCAUUUUGGAGUUUGAAUGAUGAUGGUGAAGAAGAUAAGCGUUCAACGUGGGAUCCAAUGUUGCCUUCUUGUUGUCACUGGACUGCAUUUUGCAAGGUUUGCGGUUAGAUCAGGAUGUAAUGGAUGCUCCGUUUACUUCAAAACUUGCUUAAUUUUAUGUCUUGUAAUAAUAUUCGAAAUGAUGUUAAAGUUUAACAUUUGUUGAAGUGUUUAGGGCAUCAUGAUAGAUGAUACAUCUACUAUCUAUCAUUGUAACAUGCUUGUUGUAAUGUGUAUUUCAUGCCUCAUC
This is a messenger RNA of Zea mays, 1719 nucleotides long. Its product is annotated as Pentatricopeptide repeat-containing protein mitochondrial. Bases 76 to 1392 code for a protein of 438 amino acids. Gene Ontology annotation, molecular function: protein binding. Lineage: Eukaryota; Viridiplantae; Streptophyta; Magnoliopsida; Poales; Poaceae. The transcript has a single exon. The record is from RefSeq and is marked predicted.